Molecule: messenger RNA, 1426 nt
Organism: Durio zibethinus
Lineage: Eukaryota; Viridiplantae; Streptophyta; Magnoliopsida; Malvales; Malvaceae
Product: transcription factor MYBS1-like
Molecular function (GO): DNA binding
Source: RefSeq, a predicted model, not a curated record
UGCUCCUUAUCCUACACUCAUCUCAUUUCCUUUUUUUCUUUUUUUUCUUUCCCUUUCCUAUGCAACCAAGUUAUUCAACAUAGAAGAAAAUUGAGCUUCAAACUAGGAAAUUCAGUCAUUCACCAUUUCACAAGACCAUUUUUAGGGUAAAUUUGAAAAUUGCAGAGGCUAUUUUAAUAUGGCAGGAAGUGUAACUUGGAGCAGAGAAGAAGAGAAGGCUUUCGAAAACGCGCUUGCGAUGCAUUGGAUAGAGGACUCUGAAGAGCAAUGGGAGAAGAUGGCUUCAAUGGUUCCUAGUAAAAGUCUUGAGGAAUUGAAGCAACACUAUCAAAAACUAGUGGAGGAUGUUAGUGCAAUAGAGGCUGGUAAGGUGCCACUUCCUUGUUAUACAGGAGAGGAAGCUACACCUUCUCCCAAGGAUGUUCAUGGAUUAUCGGGAGCUGCAGCUGCUACUGCUGCUUCGGAUAAGAGAUCGAAUUCAGGUUAUGGAAACGGAUUUUCAGGGUUAAGCCAUGAUUCGAGUGGACAUGGAGGGAAAGGAAGUUCCAAGUCGGACCAAGAAAGAAGGAAAGGAAUUCCUUGGACAGAAGAAGAGCACAGGUUAUUUCUACUUGGGUUAGACAAGUUUGGUAAAGGAGAUUGGAGAAGCAUUUCAAGAAACUUCGUGAUAUCAAGAACUCCAACGCAGGUGGCUAGCCAUGCUCAAAAGUACUUCAUCCGCUUAAAUUCGAUGAAUAGAGACCGGCGGAGGUCCAGCAUCCAUGACAUCACUAGCGUUAACAAUGGGGAUACGUCUCAUCAAGCUCCUAUCACUGGCCAACAAGCUAACACAAACUCAUCAGGAGCAGCAUCCAUGGGGCAAUCAGUGAAGCAAAGGGCUCAGCCACAUUUGCCUGGUUUAGGCAUGUAUGGAGCACCUGUUCGGAAUCCAGUAGCUGCUCCAGGGCAUUUGGGAUCUGCUGUAGGAACUCCUCUUAUGCUUCCUCCUGGUCACCACCCCCCUCCUUAUAUUGUCCCUGUUGCUUACCCCAUGGCACCGCCACCGAUGCACCAAUAGCUUCAAAUUCAAUCAUGAAGGCAACAAAAUGAAUUCUGUUUUGUUGAACUUGAAAUAUGCUGACGGAAGAUUUCCUGACGCAAUUUUAUAAAUAAAGCAGAUAGAUCAGAACAAAGAACUAUUUUUUUUUCUAUCGUAACCCAUCAGCGCCUUCUGCCUGCGCGAAUUCAUUCUUCUAUACAGGUGAAACAAGGAAACUGGCUCUGAAACUGGCAUCUGUAUCUCUAAUAUACACUAGAGUGAAAUCUUAAUGCUGUUAGUAAAUAUAGUCAAUUUACUGCACCAUUAAAGUAUUGUCUUCAUAUUUCUUUCCUUCCUAUAGAUUCAAUAAAACAAUUCUCAUAGAUCAUAUUUUGAAAAAAAAAAAAU